UCAAGUUGACGUUAGCACCGUUAGCUUAGGGUUAGCUAUGUAAGCCUAAACAGCCUGGUGAGCCCUAAGCGCCCACGGUUAAACGACUACACAGCUUAAAUGUUAGACAGUUAGUCAUAGUAGGAUCAAAUGGUUUAUGAGAAUGUGCAGCCAUGGGAGACAUGAAAACCCCAGAUUUUGAUGAUCUUCUGGCAGCCUUUGAUAUCCCAGAUGCCACCGGGCUGGAUGCUAAAGAACCCGUCCAGGGCAACCAUGAGGAGACAGAAAAUCAGCUGAAACGCACAGGGAUCUGUCUAGAUGACAGCCCGCUGAGGAACCAAGCUGUCACAACUGCAGACAUUCCUCUGGUCGGUGUUAUWGUGAAAAACACAAGUCGGCAAGAGUCGCUGGAAGAUUUCAGCGAUGAGCUUCAUUCAGGACAAGCGUUGCAGAAUGGAUUCAGGGGACAGGAUUUUGACCCUGCAGCGCCGACCAACACUGAUUUUCCCAACUCCUUUCAAUGUGCUUUAAAUGGUGAGAGCUCAAGAGAAGCUCCUGAGAGAACUCCUGUGCAACAAAAAAGUGACGAAACUGCAAUAUUUUCUGAGUCACCUUCACAUUUUAGCCCAGUUUCUAGUCCUGGAUGCAAAGAUACUCUGUGUAGUGGAGAAAAAGUAGUUUCAAAAGAAGUGCGACCUUGUUUUUCAGAAGCUCCACUUUUAGAAGAGCCGUUAGUCCCGGACAAUCUGAAACAAUUGGACCUUUGCACAUUUAAUAACUCUCCCAAGAGCACUGAAGAAAGCAGAACAGAAAAUGGCAAAAAUGAGGAGCUUUCUGGCAUCAGCAUCAGUGAUGAAACAGAACGAAAUCCUGGCGUACACAAUGCAUUUCCUCCUUCGAGCAUUAAUGAGGAUUGUAGUAAAAAUGGCGAUCCAGAAAGCAUGGUGGAUGCUACGGCCUCUUACUCACCUGCCACAUUUCAGACACCUAAAUUGUCCUCAUGUCUUGAGGCUCUGGUUGCUCUGAAUGCUCGAAAAGAUCCUAGUGAGCAGACUAAUCCUAGAGAGUCAUCCGCAGUGCAGAAUGACUGCAUUAAAGCUAGCCACAAAGUAACCAUGUCCCCAAGAAGCCCCAGAAGUCCACUUGAAGCAGUAAAACGUCUAGUAAAACCUUCCGAUAGCCCCAUGAGCAUCUGCAGUGACAGCAGUGGUAAAGCAUCCCCUGCAGUCACAUCAGGGUCACCUCCAGCUAUACCCAGAGUCAGAAUUAAGACUAUUAAAACAAYAUCUGGGCAGAUAAAGCGCACCGUCACCAGUGUGCUGCCAGACUCGGAAACAGAUGAGUUUCAUGCUUCUGAGUCCUCACCAUCACAGAGUAUGAUUAGUGAGGAUUCGUACUGCAACAUGUCUCCGCAUCAGCCUCGAACUGUUGAUUGUGUUGUUGGAAUACAAAGUCAAGGUAGAACUGCUAGCGCAACCGUGCCGAAAGUACUGCAGAGAAAGUCAGAGGAGAAGGCAAGGAACGCUGAAACAUUUUGUAGCGCUAGUCGCUCUGUAAAGAGAUCUGGUGUGCAUCAGGUGCAUAAACCCGAAAAAGCAUCGCCUACGACCGGCCAAACGUCUAACACAAACUUUCUUCCCCAAGCGAUGCACUUAGCAAGUCUAAACCUGGUUCCUCACAGUGUCGCUGCUUCGGUGGCGGCGAGGCCCUCUUCACAUCAACAAAACUCGCACAUACUGCCCUCCACCGUGUGCAGCACUGUCCCACUGGUGCAUCAGGUGAAAACAGCCAGCCGUCCUCCACAUUCAUUUCUUCCAAACACAGUUGCAGGGACUUUAAACCGACUGCUGAACAGUACCAACCCAGUGCCUGUGUAUGUGCCCAACCUGAGCCCCCCCGCAGAGAGCAAUAUCAACCUUCCGUCACGCGGAUACUGCUGCCUCGAGUGCGGAGACUCCUUUGGCCUCGAGAGAAGUCUCGCUUAUCAUUACAACAGAAGGAGCGUUCAUGUCGAAGUCGGGUGCACGCACUGCGCCAAGACCUUGGUUUUCUUCAACAAGUGCGCCUUGCUGGCGCACGCACGGGAGCACAAAAGCAACGGCUCCGUGAUGCAGUGCACGCAGCUCCAUUUGAGACCCAUAUCAGAGGAGCAGAUGUUUGCACCCCUGAGUGCUGAACUGGUUCCAGCAAGUCCUCACACCCUUCCUUCACUCUCACAUAAAAGUGAACCAGUCCUGCCCUUGUACCCGGAUAACGUUAAUCGCCACAUACUUCGUUGUCUAGAGUGUAACAAACAGUUACCCGACUACAAAGCACUCGCAGGUCACUACCAAAAGUCAUCAGAGGUGGUUGAAGGGCUGAUUUGUAAAAUGUGCUCAAUGCUGUUACCCAACAAGUGUAGCUUCAGAGCUCACCAACGCAUUCACGCCCACAAAUCCCCUUACAGCUGUCCGGAGUGUGGCGCCGCGAGUCAGUCUGCAGACAUUCAGAAGCACGUCAGAGAAAACUGUCUGCAUUACGCUCGCAAGGCCUGGUACAAAUGUCUUCACUGUGAUAUGGUUUUCAGGACCCUACAAGGACAAAAGACUCACAUCGAAGAGAAGCACUGUGAAGUCUUUUACAAAUGCUGCAUCUGUCCAGUCGCGUUCAAGACCCCUGAGAGCUGCGACGUUCAUUUAAACAGUAAACACAGCACUAACGAUCAGUUGCCUCAGUUGGUCUUUAAGUGUUCAUGUGAAGCAGUUUUCAAGAAAAAGCAGCUAUUUUUUCAGCAUUUUCUUGAAAAUGCCAACAAGCGAGUGACGUGCGUGUUUAAAUGUCCAGAAUGCAACUCAGUAUUUCCACAAAAGCGACUCUUAGUGCAUCAUUUCAAGGGUGUGCAUGCAGGAAACAUGACGGUGGAGACCGAAAAGGACACCAAAGACGAAGACAAGACAGACUGUUACUCAGAUUCUCAUCCCGUCCUACAACAGAGGAGCCAGGACACUCGAAAACACGCAGAUAAUCCCAGAAAAAAGUCAGAGCAAGAUGGCGGAUCUCGCGUAAAGCCCAGCGGCUGGACGUGUGGCGAGUGUCUACAGUGGUUCACGGAGAGAGAGGCCUACGUUUCUCACAUGAAGAACAACCACGGAAAGUCGGUGAAGAAGUAUCCAUGUCGACACUGUGAGCAGUCGUUCAUCUCUGCAACCAGCCUGAGGAGACACGUCCGCAGUGACCACGAUGGAAGAAAGAGAAUUUACAGUUGUUGGUAUUGCACGGAUACCAAGACAAUAUUCACAACUAGCGUGAUGCUGAAGAACCACAUAAGUCUUAUGCAUGGAAUUAAAAACCCUGAUCUCAGUCAAAUGCCAAAAACAUCCAUUCAGGAAUUCAAAAACGCUUCAGACAAGGAGUUUGUGUCUGCGACGCCUGCUGUGAGUGCGCAGGCUGACAGCCAGGAUCCAUCAGGUCUCGAGGCUCCUUCAGCCAAACGCCUGAAAACUCAGUUCCGCUGUUCAAAGUGCGGUUUUAUCACCGCCAGGAGUGCAGAGUUCCAGCAGCAUAUACCUCAGCAUAAAAGAGAUAAAAACACACCUCAGUGCCUUCACUGCGGCCUGUGUUUCACGUCUGUGUUCUCUCUCAGUAGACAUCUUUUUAUCGUGCACAAAGUGAAAGAGCCCGAGGAGGCCGGAGAAGAAAGGGGAACGCAGGAGGAGUGCGGCAGUCAGCCGGUUACAUCAGCAGACGCUGAGGAGAUCAGUGACUUUGAAGAAAAUCCUCACUGUUCCCAAACUACAGGCUCUCCUUUAAAACUAAACACUUGCUCUCAGACAGAAGCAGCUCCUCUCCAGCAGUGAGAGCCUCAUAAGCUGCUGGGGGGAAAAAAAACAACUUUUCUUUUUCUUGUUUUUCCUGAAGUCUGAGCCACAUUUAUGCUUCAACCUCAGACUGACGCAGAUCUUUCCGCUGUAGCCUCCUUCAAAAUUGUAACGCAUCACAGAUUUCUAAUGACCAUUUCUCGUGGUGGUAUUCAUCUCCAGCUCGUUGCUUUGCUGGAAAUUAAGGCUUGUGUGAAUGAAGAAUAUAAAAUUUAACCGGCUGUAGCAGAGACAGUUUGCUAAUAAUACUCCCAGAAUAAUUGUCACUGUGCCUGCUUUGGUUUUCUGCUUUUAAAUGUUUUUUUUUUUUAUUAUUUUACUUUUGCUAAGACUUUGUUAAAGGCUAUUUUUUUUUAUUUUGACUUCUUCUUUCCUUACGUGUCUUUGAACUGAAUGAAUUAUCAAUUAUUCAUUAGUGCCCCACAGACUAAAGAAAACCCCACAAAUAUAUGUUUUUGUUGCUGUUUGCUUUAGAAAACUUUGUGCCAAAAAAUAAAAAAAGGGAAAGGUUACUGGUUUAUAUCUAGGCCAGGGUUAUUAAACUGGUGGCCUGCGGGCCACAUGCCUUCCAUCCAGCCCACCAACUAGGCUCAGCCACCUACCAAAAAAAAAAAAAUCCCCUUUCUUAAAAUUUUUGCUUAAAAUAAAAGUUCAUUUUUAAAUCAAUCUUAAUUUUUA
This is a messenger RNA of Austrofundulus limnaeus, 4514 nucleotides long. It is a transcript of the gene znf592, whose product is annotated as zinc finger protein 592. Bases 153 to 3815 code for a protein of 1220 amino acids. The record is from RefSeq and is a predicted model, not a curated record. The transcript is spliced from 9 exons. Lineage: Eukaryota; Metazoa; Chordata; Actinopteri; Cyprinodontiformes; Rivulidae.